Stomoxys calcitrans (stable fly) is the source of this 2923-nucleotide messenger RNA. Its product is annotated as glutamate receptor ionotropic, kainate 2. Gene Ontology annotation, cellular component: plasma membrane; postsynaptic membrane. Gene Ontology annotation, biological process: synaptic transmission, glutamatergic; monoatomic ion transport; modulation of chemical synaptic transmission. Bases 61 to 2826 code for a protein of 921 amino acids. Gene Ontology annotation, molecular function: transmitter-gated monoatomic ion channel activity involved in regulation of postsynaptic membrane potential; glutamate-gated receptor activity. NCBI's taxonomy places the organism in Eukaryota, Metazoa, Arthropoda, Insecta, Diptera, Muscidae. The transcript has 12 exons. The record is from RefSeq and is a predicted model, not a curated record.
UGUGUGCAGUUGUAAAAACUGGCUGAAGAGUCAUUUAUUAAAAAGUUAACAUAAAACAAGAUGGGAAACUUUUUAAUAAUAUUAAUAUUCGCGAUUACAAUUUAUGGUGGUAAUGGCCAACGAAUUAAAACUUUAAAUAUAGGUGCCUUAUUCUAUGAUGAUGAAUACGAAAUUGAGGAAUCUUUCGUGAAAACAAUAAAUCUAAUUAACAGCCAAAAUGAGGUACAUAUUAAACUAAAUCCCUUGAUAAGAAGACUCUAUGAGACGGAAGGUUCUGCAAUUUUGGAAAAUAAAGCUGUUUCGUUAGUAGAGAAUGGUGUCGCCGCUAUUUUUGGACCAAGUUCAAAGACGGACAGUGAUAUUGUGUCUCUCCUCUGUAAUGCCACCGGCAUUCCCCACAUUCUCUUCGAUUAUCUCAGCGAAGAGAACGACAUGUUGAAAGUAAAUCAUCGGAUGACUAUAAACGUUUUUCCCUCGCAGGCGAUUAUGUCAAAGGCCUAUGCCGACAUAGUGCAAAAUUUUGUUUGGAAAAAAUUUACCAUAGUCUACAACAGUGAAGAUGCAAGUGCUCCCUAUAGAUUACAAGAUCUGUUGCAGCUAAAAGACAUAAAUGAGAAAAUUGUACGUGUGCGUACAUUUAAGAGAGGUGGAGACUAUCGCAUUUUAUGGAAGAGUAUAAAAGGUGAAAGAAGAGUUGUUCUGGAUUGCCCGCCAGAUAUUCUGGUCGAUGUGCUGAAUGCUUCUAUACCGUUUGGUAUAACCGCUCAAUUUAGUCACAUGUUUUUAACCAAUUUGAACACGCAAAUGGCAAAUUUCGAUGACUUAAGGGACAAUGUUACUUUUGCUGUUAAUAUAACUGCUGCCCGACUGAAAUUACGGGAAUCCUUAAAUGAAGAUAUGAAUGUUUGGAAUAGCACUGAUUUGUUGACCAUGAAACUACUGCCAGAUCUGGUUCACGAUGCUGUCAUGUUGUUUUAUCUUGCGGUUAAGAAUAUAAGCGUAAUGUACAAAAUAAAUCCACCACAAAUAACAUACAACUAUCAACAAGAAGUCGAAGACCCUUGGCCCAUGGGCCUGUAUAUAAAUCGAAUUAUGAAAGUGAUCGCCUCAUCAGAUGACUCACAUUUCCAUUAUGGUUUUAUGCAAUUCGAUGACAGUGGUCAUAGGAACAACUUUACUUUGGACAUAUAUGAACCCGUAGAUAAUUAUUUACUUGCCACCUGGGACACUGAUGGCCAUAUAAGCCAGAAGGAAGUUGAAAUCACGAAUCUUAAGAAAAUAGUUUAUAAAGUGGCCACUCGUAUUGGUGAACCAUAUUUUAUGCUGAAGGAGGAUGCUGAAAAUAGAACUGGAAACGAUCGCUACGUGGGUUAUGCUGUUGAUUUGAUAACCGAAAUUGCCAAUGUACUAAAAUUUGAUUUUCUGUUUGUACCAGUCGCUGAUAAUAAUUACGGAAAGUUAAACAAGGAAACAAAUCAAUGGGAUGGCAUUAUCGGUGAAUUGAUAAAUAAUGAUGCCCAUAUGGGUAUAUGCGAUUUAACCAUAACCCAAAAACGCAAGGCAGUUGUAGAUUUUACUGUGCCUUUCAUGCAAUUGGGUAUAAGUAUUUUAGCCUAUGAGAAACCUAUUGAACAGAAGCCCUGGAAUGCAUUCAUGGAACCUUUCACCAAUGAUGUUUGGGUAUACGUGAUGAUUUCCAUCUUUAUAAUUGCGUUCCUUUUUCUUUUUAUGGCUCGUGUUUCGUCCAGUGAAUGGCAAAAUCCCCAUGCGUGCAAUAAGGACCCAGAAGUCUUGGAAAAUACUUGGGAUAUUUCCAACAGCUUUUGGCUAACAAUGGGCUCUAUUAUGACUGCAGGAAGUGACAUUCUGCCGCGCAGUGCUCCCAUGAGAACCUUUAAUGCUAUGUGGUGGAUUUUUGCCAUUAUUGUUACCAAUUCGUAUACAGCCAACUUGGCGGCUUUCUUGACCAACAGCAAAAUGGAAGGUGAUAUUAAGGGUGUUGAAGAUUUGGCAAAACAAUCUGCGGUCAAAUUUGGUACCAUCCAAGGUGGCAGUACAUAUACUUUAUUCUCUGAAUCGAAUGAGACAACAUUUCGAUUGGCCUACAAUAUGAUGCAGUCUGAAGAACCCUCGGUAUAUACCAAAACCAACGAUGAAGGUGUGGAGCGAGUGUUAAAGAAUAAUGGCACAUACAUGUUUUUGAUGGAGACUACCAGUUUGGAGUACAACACUGAGAGAAAUUGCAAAUUGAAAAUGUUGGGUGAGACCUUUGGAGAGAAACACUAUGCCAUAGCAGUGCCUUUCGGUGCCGAAUAUCGCUCCAACUUAAGUGUUGCUAUACUCAAACUAGGCGAGCUUGGAAAACUUUUUGAGUUAAAGAAGAAAUGGUGGUCUUAUGAAAAUAACGAUUGUCCCCAACAAGAACAAGGCACUUCGGAAAACAAUGAUUUGAACUUCUCUGAGGUGAGGGGCAUAUUCUACACACUAUUUGUAGGCAUAUUUGUUGCAUAUGUGGUUGGGAUCACUGAAUUUUUAAUAUAUGUGCAACAUGUUGCCGCCGAGGAAAAGCUGACUUAUAAAGAGGCUUUGAUAAAGGAACUAAAAUUCGUAAUGAAAGUUUGGAAUAACAAGAAGCCAAUAACUCCAGGCUGCAGCACCAGGGCUUCAUCCCACAUGUCUGGCAGUACAGACAAAUCCAGCAAGUCUUCUAAAAGUCGCCGCUCUGAAAUGUUCAAAAUUGAUUCAAGGCCAGAGUUACUGGAGGCAAGAAGUAUAAAAAGUUUAAAAAGUGCCAUCGUUAAUAAUAUAAGAGAUCCUAGAAUUUAACCAGUAAAGGAUUUUUUGAAUAACAAAAACGUUUUGUAUCAUUUCAUUGUUUUCACACAAUUAGUUUAUAUGCCUCAUUAACCGUAUUAAAAUAUGU